Molecule: messenger RNA, 5676 nt
Organism: Diorhabda sublineata
Lineage: Eukaryota; Metazoa; Arthropoda; Insecta; Coleoptera; Chrysomelidae
Product: solute carrier organic anion transporter family member 5A1-like
Exons: 10
Coding region: 285-2933 (882 amino acids)
Biological process (GO): sodium-independent organic anion transport; transmembrane transport
Cellular component (GO): membrane
Molecular function (GO): protein binding
Source: RefSeq, a predicted model, not a curated record
CAGUCUUUUCACUUCAGUAAAUUUAUCGCUAGGAGUGAAAUCGCACUGACAGUAGACAGCUGUGAAUUAAGUGCAUGUGCCCUCUGUUUAUUUGGAAGGUUUAACAUUUAUUAAUGAACGAUACAACUUUUUAGAUAAUUCAAAAAAUGACUAAACUUUUUUCUGUGAUCUUUCCCGGGUUGUGAUAAAUUAGAAACAGCUUUUAUAAAAUAAGUGAGUUUUCUAAGGCCCAUGGUGAUUGACCUCCCAUAAAUUGUACGUAGAAUAGCAAUGAAAGAAAAUAAAUGAAAGAUCCAGAGCAACUGCUCAAAAUGACUGGCAACGGAGGAACUACACCAACUGCAGCCUCCGGAACUGACACAAGCCAUGGAGCCUCGACGUCCAGCUCCUCCGCACAAGGGGGGCACUGUAAGGGGCACCGUAGACAAGAGUCCAUGUAUACAAUGACUGGUCUCUAUUCAGAAACCAUCCCAGAAACGACAGAAAUCGCUGAAACAAAAUGUUCAACGAACUUUUGUCAUGACACAGUUAUCAAAUGCCACAGUAGAAAUCCUUCAGCUAGUUUUGAUAGAGAUAAAGCUGCACAUACCGCGACCUACACUGAAACACCUGUGAUAUUAAAAAAUACAAAAGAAUGCGGCAUUUUCCAAUGCCGGCCUUCGUUUUUACAAAAAUAUGCGGGAAUUAAGUUCUUCGUCUUACUUUUGUCAUUCCUCGUUACCUUACAACAAGCGUUAAGUUCUGGUUAUAUAAAUUCUGUGAUAACAACAAUCGAAAAACGUUUUGAGAUACCAUCGAGUCUAUCGGGUCUGGUGGCAUCAUCGUACGAGAUAGGCAAUGUAAUCACUGUUAUAUUCGUAAGUUAUUUGGGCAGCCGGAGACACAUUCCAGUAUGGAUAGGUGUUGGAGCUGUUAUUAUGGGUAUAGGAUCUUUAAUUUUCAUGGUGCCACAUUUCAUAGCUGAGGAAAACAGUGGAAUAACAGUUAUGAAUACAACUGAAGAAAAUAUGUGCAGAAUCAUCUCCCUACAUGAACAAGAUAUGGGCUUAGGGAGGUUAUCUUCGGGUCUGUCCUCACCUCCUUUAGCACCAAAUAAUAUCAGGGGUGAUAAUUGUAUUCAGGGUACACCUUCAACUACAGGACCAGUAUUGUUGUUUGUUCUUGCACAAUUAUUAUUAGGUUGCGGAGGAUCCCCACUUUUCACCCUCGGUACUACUUACAUAGAUGACCACGUUAGACCAGAAAGUUCAUCAAUUUAUAUAGGUUGUAUGUAUAGUAUGGCAGCUUUCGGUCCAGUUCUUGGAUUUCUACUCGGUGCCUAUUUAUUAUCAUUUCAUAUGGAUUCAUUUACCCACAUUAUAUCAAUAGAUCCUGGUGACAGCAGAUGGGUUGGAAUGUGGUGGGGUGGUUUUCUGCUGUGUGGAUUACUACUAAUUAUAGUUUCUAUUCCUUUUUUCUCCUUUCCUAAAGUACUUACUCAUGAAAAGGAGAAGAUAAAGCUUAUGGAAAAAGCUGCAGCCGCUAAUAACGCUGGCACUAGUUCUACCAACACAAAUAAUUCUGCUAAAAACAAUAAUGCAUCAACUAAGAACGACACGGGUUAUGGCAAAAAAGUUAAAGAUAUUCCAAAGUCAAUGUGGCGACUUGCAAGUAAUCCAGUUUACAUUGUAACUUGUUUAGGUGCCUGUAUGGAACUUGUAAUUGUUUCUGGAUUUGUUGUCUUUUUACCCAAGUAUUUAGAAACUCAAUUUAGUUUAGGAAAAAGUCAAGCUAGUGUUUUUACUGGAUCUAUUGCAAUUCCCGGUGCCUGCAUAGGAAUAUUUAUGGGUGGAGUGAUUCUUAAAAAAAUGGAACUCCGACCCAAGGGGGCUGUACAAUUCGUUUUAAUAUCAAAUGCAGUUUGUCUCCUGUGUUAUGGAUUGUUAUUCUUCUUGGGGUGUGAUAAUUUAAAAAUGGCCGGUACUACCAUACCAUACUUCAACAGUACACAACCAUUUCAAGUCAAUUUAACUUCUUCAUGUAACUUUGGUUGUGAAUGCAGCAUUAAUGAUGUAGAACCUGUAUGUGGAAAUAAUGGAUUAACUUAUUUUAGCCCGUGUCAUGCUGGUUGUACUUCCAUAUUAAGUACAAACUAUACCAAUUGUGCCUGUAUACAUGGAAAUAUGACAAUUAAAGAUGGUGUAACUUCGUCCAUAAGUAUCACUUCACAGUUAGAAAGUGAAUAUGCAGAAGUUACCGUUGUGCCUGUUGCAACUGCAGGUCCAUGCAAUUCCUCUUGUCAUACAAUAUAUCCAUUUUUGAUAUUAUUAUUCUUUAUGACAUUUAUAGUGGCUGUCACACAAAUGCCUCUACUCAUGAUAGUUUUAAGGUCAGUCAAUGAAGAAGAGCGAUCUUUCGCUCUAGGAAUGCAAUUUGUGAUAUUCAGAUUAUUUGGAUAUAUUCCAGCACCUAUUUUAUUUGGAAAUUUAAUAGACUCGACCUGUCUAUUGUGGAAAAGCACAUGUGGUGAAAAAGGAGGCCGAUGUUUAUUAUAUGAUAUAGAGCAAUUUCGAUAUAGAUAUGUAGGAUUAUGUGCUGGUAUAAAGACUCUAGCUCUUGGAAUAUUUCUAGUUGAUUGGUGGUUAGUUCGACAUCGUAAACAAUUAGAUGAGGAUAAAGCUAUCACCGCUAACGAAAUUGUCGGUUCUAUUAUUAGUCUAGAUAAAUUAUUUGAAGAAAAACAUGAAAGCGGACGUCAUACAAGGAACCCAAGUUCUGCUAGUGCCUAUGAAGUUCCCCGAUCUCCAAAGCCCACACCUGAGCGUCAGGAAGCUAAUAAAGAACAUGAAUCAGAUGAUUGUACAAAACAAACACUACCAGAAAAGCAGGAAGAUGCCACACUGGAACAAGAUUCUACAGCCGAAAAUGGAAGUCUGAAACGGCGCCACCUGUAGACUUAACAGCACCACUUAAAGUUUCAUAUUAACGUAUUUUCUUAUUUUGACACUCUGAUAGUAAUUAAGUAAUGGGAUUAGUCUUUUAAACAAGAAAUGGCGCAUCUGCAUUUUUAUGUUUUAUUUUAUACCUCAAAUAAUUAUUUUCUUGCUUUGUUUAUUCAUUAAUAUUUUUGCUACUAAAAAAUCUUGAACCCAAACUCGAGAAACAUUGAGACAUAGUCAGUUUUUGAGUUUAAAUAUAAUAUAUAUAUAUUAUAUAUAUAUAUAUAUAUAUAUAUAUAUAUAUAUAUAUAUAUAUAUAUAUAUAUAUAUAUAUAUAUAUACCACUUUUUUGCUUAAGCACUUAGCUUAAUAAAAAAUUAAGUGCUAUAUUUUAAACAGGAUGAAUCAUAUUUGCCAGUUUCUAACAGCUAAUAUUUUUAACAUUUUGCAAUUUUGACUCACAUGAUUUUCUCUAUCAUAAACAGGAGUAAAAUUCUAGAACAACUACUUUUUUGAUAAUAAAAAGUCUGUGUACUGUGCUACAAAGUUCCAAACUAAAAUUCUGAUUUAUUUUGGCAUCAAUGAUAUUUCGACAUUAAUGUGAUUUCUUUAGCAAUCUACUAACUCUUACAAGUGAAAAUUAAUUGGUUCUAUGGAAUAUGAAACUCAAAUAUGCCAUCCCUUCUUAUUAUUCUAAGAAUUUAGUGUUCACAUGGUAUAUUUUUUAACUGGAUAAAAAUCCACCAUCAAUGAAGUUUGAUAUUAACACAGUUUUUGUACAGAGAUACAACUCACAGAAAAUUGAAGUUUUCUCCUUUUCUUUUAUUUUAACUGCAAAAAGCCUAUUCACCAUUGCACUACAUUAAAUGACACUGGCAACUGAAUUCGAAUUUUUCGAAUCGUUAGAGAUAUUUGUAUCAAUACAUCAACAUUUACUUUUUACAUUUUCGGGUCCUUUGAACCUGAUACGAACCAACGAUUUAUGGAAGCCUCGAAGGACCAGACAGUAUUAUAGUAACUGUUGGUGUACUGGCACUGAAGAGUAUGUUCUGACACUGCUAAUAUUUCUUCCGCUAUUUGAAAGUUUAUUUUUCCCUUCAAAUUAGUUAGGUGAAUGCGCUUCAUAUUGUUGAUGGUUGUGCCAAUUGUGUAAUUUAUCAUUUUCAGUAGGUGAAAAGAAAACUAAUAAUUCCAAUAAUUGUGGAAAAACAAAAAAAAAUCGGGUUGGGAUGCUUUGGAUUGUCAUGGCUUGUGUAAGAUGCGUGAUGAUGAUGAUUAUUUGGGGGUUGCUUUGUUGUUAGAACAAUUUUGAGAUUGUCAAGUUUUAGUUAAUCAGUAUACAGAAUAAAUAUUUAUUUUUUCUGUGGAAACAACACUUUUUAUACAUCAAGAUAUUCCAAAAACUACUAGUUGUACUAACAAAAGGUUAUUUCUUUUUAAAUAACGUAUUGCAUAUACUUUUACUUUUGACAUUUUAUUGUUUUUAGCAUAGAAAUUUAAUUUUAAUUUUUGAAAUGGUAUGUUCCAUUUGUCUAAUUUGGCUACAUUUACUUUAAUUUUAAAAAGUUAGAGAUAUUUGUUUGAUGAGGGAUUGUGUAAUAAAUGAACCAUGCAAACGUUUACAAGGGUGCCACCUAGUAUGAAGGACUAAUCUAUCAAGUAUUUCAUUUAUUUAAAAUAGUGAACUAGGUUAUUUUAACUUAACUUUAAAUGGACUUAAUUAUAAUUUGAAAGUGAUAUUUGUAAUAAGAUAUUGUUUUAUGUUUUAUUUUUUUCUAAUUUUUUAGGUGUAAUAGUUAUAAAGUUAUUUGUUCUACUUCUAAACAGUGGUAAUAUUUCUUCUUAUAGAUUAGGUUCAUCAUUAUGCUGGAGCGAUAUUUUUUUGUUUUUGAGGCUGAAGGGAUCACAUAAUGUCAAUUUAUUAGGCUACGGUAUUAAUAAAUGCCUUAAAAGUUAUGCAUGUUAUAAAAUAUUAUAUUUUUAAAUAAAAAGUAAACCGUUACAUACAUAUCAAUUUAUUAAUUAUACAAUACAAAUAUAAAAUGUGCACUAUUUAUUAAUUUCAAUGCUUUUUAAAUGAAAUUUAGUGUUUAUCGAUCCCUUCAGUCUGAAAUCAAGCAAGCCACACUAGCUCUUAGUGAAACGGAAUCAAAAACUUAAUCUUAGAUCUUUUAGCCGAAUUACAAUUACAGUUAGCCGAACUAGAUUCUGUCUUUUAAGGUUCUGAUAUUUAAAAAUACUCAUUUUGUUAAAUUUUCUACUUUUUUUAUAUGAUUUUUUCUUAUUUUCAAGACUGUUAUUUUUAUCACUUAGAUAUUUGUAUAACCUAGGGACUAGAUAUAUUUUUCAGAUCGCACCUGAUUAUUUUUUCAUUUUAUCAAACUACACUGCGAUAAACAAUAUUUUUUGUAUCAAAUCGUUUAUUUGCUUGGAAAUAAAUAUUAUAACAAAAUUCGAAAAUACAGAUUUUUCCUAAUUUCAUUGACCAUAUUAUAAUUUUUAUAUGUUCAAAGUUUAUUUAAUUUCAUAAAUUUAAAUUAACUACCCGUGUUUUCAUACAUUUAUUUCACAACUUUUUGGUUAAAUUUGCAUUUGAUUAUUAAUAUUGAAUACGGUAAAAAUGUAUAGCAAUUAACUUAGUUGCAAAUAUAUUGUUUAAUGAAGGUUUCUUAAUGUAUUAACUUCAGCUUCUUCUUUUGUUUCUAACUGAAUAAAAUCUUAUUGUUUUAUAUUAAUUUCCAUUAAAGGUUUUUCUCUA